Molecule: messenger RNA, 1587 nt
Organism: Penicillium cataractarum
Lineage: Eukaryota; Fungi; Ascomycota; Eurotiomycetes; Eurotiales; Aspergillaceae
Product: cytochrome P450
Exons: 7
Coding region: 1-1587 (528 amino acids)
Molecular function (GO): monooxygenase activity; iron ion binding; oxidoreductase activity, acting on paired donors, with incorporation or reduction of molecular oxygen
Source: RefSeq, a predicted model, not a curated record
AUGUCUUUCUUCACGGUGGCGAGUGUGAUCUUAGGAGCUGCGUUGAUCUACAUGAUCACGGCUGUAUUAUCUCGCAAAAAGACUCCAGGACCAUUACCACCGGGACCCGUAGGGAAGCCAAUUGUGGGUAACAUCUCAGACCUGCCACCACCAGGCGUGCAGGAUUGGGCACACUGGCUGAAGCACAAAGAGCUCUAUGGGCCUAUCAGCUCUGUCACUGUGUUAGGACAAACAAUUGUCAUCAUCAAUGAUAAUGAAAUCGCAAUGGAACUAUUAAGCAAACGCUCCGCGAUACAUUCGUCACGUCCGAAUCUGGUUUUUGCAUCCCAAAUGGUGGGUUGGGAGCAUAUUUUGGCGAUGCAAAGCUACUCUGACCGAUUCCGCGCUUACCGUAAAGCGAUGCAACCAUAUCUCGGCUCAGAAACAGCAGUCGCGCAGUACAACUCAUUGCAAGAGAUUGAAGUCCAUCGCUUCUUGCUCCGUGUCCUUCGAGAUCCUUCAAAGCUUGCGCAGCAUGUCCAGACGGAAGCCGGGGCGGUAAUCCUAAAGAUUGCAUAUGGCUAUAACAUCGAGCCGCAUAAACGCGACCCACUGGUCCGCAUGGCGAAUCUCGCCCUCGAGCACUUUUCCAUAGCUGGAACUCCGGGCGCAUGGCUAGUCGAUAUGAUCCCAAUAUUGAAAUAUGUCCCUGCUUGGCUCCCAGGCGCUGGCUUUAAGCGGACUGCGCAGCAGUGGAAGAAAAACCUCCAGGACGUUGUUAACAAACCAUAUGCGUUUGUUCGACAACGUAUGGAUAGUGGCCAGUUCCAGCCAUCUUACCUUGCAAACUUAUUUCAGGCAUCAGGGUAUCCACAGGCUGGAUCCGAGGAAGAGCUCGUAGCCAAAUGGACAGCCGGGUCUCUUUACACUGGUGGUGCCGAUACUACCGUUUCUUCAAUUGAAACGUUUUUCCUGGCAAUGACCUUAUUCCCCGAAGUGCAACGAAAGGCUCAAGAGGAGAUUGAUCGAGUGUUGGGACCUGGUCGACUGCCCACAGUCACCGAUCGGAGUCGUCUUCCGUACAUCGAUGCUAUCGUGAAAGAAGUCCUUCGUUGGCAUCCCGUGGCACCAAUGGGAAUCCCACAUAUGUCUGUCGAGGAUGAUAGGUGGGAAGGCUUCUAUAUUCCGAAGGGGUCAUUGAUUAUGCCCAACAUCUGGGCCUUGACCCAUGAUCCUGAGGUGUACCACGACCCAAUGACAUUCAAACCAGAGCGAUUCCUAGGCAUCAAUGGGCUAGAACCCGAGAUGGAUCCUCACGCGAUUGUUUUCGGAUUCGGGCGUCGCAUUUGCCCCGGUCGCAUUCUUGCUGACAUCACCGUUUAUCUCAGUGUUGCUCGGUCACUUACAGUCUUCAAUAUUACCAAAAUGGUUGAGGGGGGCAAGGAAGUUGAAGUCAAGCCGGAAUUCCAAGCUGGUGUUAUCAGUCAUCCGGUUCCCUGGAAGUUCAACAUCACAACGCGAAGCCCAGCCCAUGAAGCGUUGAUCUUGUCAGUGGAGAAGGAACACCCUUGGGAACAAAGUGACGCUCUUGAUUUGAUAAAUAUUUAA